Molecule: messenger RNA, 700 nt
Organism: Setaria italica (foxtail millet)
Lineage: Eukaryota; Viridiplantae; Streptophyta; Magnoliopsida; Poales; Poaceae
Product: cysteine-rich and transmembrane domain-containing protein WIH1
Exons: 3
Coding region: 109-447 (112 amino acids)
Source: RefSeq, a predicted model, not a curated record
GUGACUCGAGUACCACAAGUUCCCAAGUGUUCCAAGAAACGGAGCCAUCUCCACAGUGUCAGAACUCAGAAGUUAGCAGGCAAAAGAGGAAGAGCGGAAGAGAUCUAGAUGAGCUACCAGAAAGCCCCCCACGAGGAAUCCUACCCUCCACCAGGGUAUAAUCCGUCUCAGCAAUAUCCGUACCCUCCUCCCUCUCAGGGCUAUGGCCACCCGCCCCCUGGUGCGUACCCUCCACCUCAGGGUCAGGGACCGUACCCUCCACCGGGGUACCAAGGCUACUUCAACGACCAGCAGCACCCUUACUACCCGCCGCCGCAGCAGCAGCCGCCGCCUUAUGGGGGAUAUCAACACCAGGAACAGGAGGAUAGCUCCUGUGGGUUCCUCAAAGGAUGUUUGGCCGCGCUCUGCUGCUGCUGCGUGCUGGAGGAAUGUUGUGGCCUCUUCUGAGAUUUUAGCUCUUAGCUACUCCUAGUCUUGGUACUUGGCAUUCAGUCCCAAGCAAAAUUGAUGCUAGCACUAUGGAGCAUCGUCUGAGUAUCGAGAUGUCUUGAAUUGUGAUUGUAACUUGAUGCAAUAAUCGGAGAAGGGUGUUCAAGAGCUUUCAGCUAUUGUAUUGUAUCAGUGUCAGAACCAGGCAGUAUUGUGUCUUUGUCUAUGCUUUGUAAUAAAGGCUUUUAUGCAUCCUUUGGAUUGGACGUCA